Messenger RNA from Coprinopsis cinerea okayama7#130, 1085 nucleotides. RefSeq lists its product as hypothetical. Lineage: Eukaryota; Fungi; Basidiomycota; Agaricomycetes; Agaricales; Psathyrellaceae. The record is from RefSeq and is a predicted model, not a curated record. Bases 1 to 930 code for a protein of 309 amino acids. Gene Ontology annotation, molecular function: GTP binding. The transcript is spliced from 6 exons.
AUGGCCUCGAGCGUCCUCCCAGAUCCAAGGCCUGACGACCAACUAAUUGCUGUGGUCGGCGUGACGGGCUCUGGCAAAAGUUCGUUCAUCAACAAGUACUUUGGGAAGGACUACGCGGAGGUUGGACACGGUCAUGAGCCGAAGACGCGACAAAUCGUGCCUUGCUAUGAUCGAGCCAAUGCUUCUUCCUCGAACCGAGUCAUCCUCCUCGACACCCCAGGAUUCGACUCUGGUCUUGAGAAACUCGCAGACGAGGAUAUCCUCUCCCUCCUUUCGGGCUGGAUCAAGAAGACGUACCCUCGUGGCAACAUGAAACUCGCAGGGAUCAUCUACCUCCAUGACAUCACCGUCCGGAAACAAACCAGCGGCUACCACAUGUACCUCCGCAAGUUCACCCAACUGUGCGGUGCAAACGACUGCCGACGAGUCGCUUUGUGUACUUCGCAAUGGGAUUCAGACGACGUCGAGUCGGAUAGCCACGAAGAGGUUUUGGCUAGGGAAAGGGGUUGGAAGGAGGGGCUGUGGAGGGAGGCGAUUGAGCAGGGGGCUCAAGUAUGUCAAAUCUUGGAUGGGAAGGAGGAUUCUAAACGAGUGGUGGAGGAGAUCCUGCGAAGAUAUCGUCAGGAGGUGCAGGCACCACAAGCCACUAGGCGACCUUCUGCUGGUCGACGGCCUAAAGGACCACCGCCUUCUGGAACAAAGGCAAUCACUAUCGACGUGCAGUCUUGGUUCUGGGACUCCUCUUUUGAUAAAAGGAUUCCCUUGUCGCCUGUUUCCAUUGGUUCCACAUUGUUGUUCGACAUUCCCCUUUCAGGAGAUGUUCUCCUGGCUCCGAGGUCGCCGUUGGUCCGCCGCAACUCCCGGUACCGACGCUUCCUUGAGGCACUUGCUCAGUUAUAUCGUAGUGUUAACCGGAGGAGGAUCGCGUAGAUCGCAAAUUAAUACGACAAGACAGUCUUGUCGUUGUACAUUAUUAGUUAUUAUCACUCACCCUCUAGCCUCACUCCAUGCUUCCACUCCGUCUUCAGCACAUGCUUUCGCAUCAGACACUCUUUAUGCCCCAAUAUAUGCUGUCCAUUAUGCCC